AUGGUUGUUUACGCUACUAGAGAAGGCAGUACAGCCGAUGAUAAUAUCAACGAGCGAAAUGGAAUGUUUACAGGGACUCUUCUAAAGUAUAUUGAGAUACCUAAUAUUGGUAUCAGAAGUAUUUUAGAUAGUACAACAGCUGGAGUAAGAACAAAAACAAAUUAUCGUCAAUCACCUGGUCGUUAUGAUGAACUAGAAGGAGAUUUUUAUUUCCUAAAAACAAGGACAGUCAUCAGCUAUGAUGAUGUAAAUAAGUCUAUUCAAGAAGGAGAAGCCGCUUUUGAACAAAAACAAUAUGAUGAUGCCUUCAGAUACUAUUUUCCACAUAAAGAACAUACCAUUUUUAAAUCACUUAAUCAAGGACAGCUUGGUUUUAUGUACGACAUGGGUUUUGGUGUACGCCAAGAUUAUUCAGAGGCGAUGAAAUGGUAUCUAAAAGCUGCUGAAAAAGGUGAUGCACGUGCUGAAUAUAAUCUUGGCAUCUUUUAUGAAAGAGGAUUAAGUAAUCGUCAAGACUAUAAAAAAGCCGCAGAAUGGUAUCUUAAAGCCGCAGAGCAUCAUUUAGCAGAUGCUCAGUUUAACCUAGGUUUUUUAUGUGAAAAAGGAUUGGGAGUAGCACAAAACUACCGGGAAGCUACCGAAUGGUAUCGUAAAGCGGCCGAACAAGGAGAUGCCGAUGCACAAGUAAACUUAGGCUUUAUCUAUGAAACUGCUCAAGGACUUCCACAAGACCUCAAAGAAGCAGUAAAAUGGUAUAAAAAGGCUUCUGACCAAGGUGAUGCUGAAGGUUCAUAUAAUUUUGCUAGAUUGGCUAGCAAUUCUUUAUCAAGCCAAGAAUUAAUCAAUAUCUACACUCAAGCAGCAAAACAAGGGCACAUUGAGGCACAGUUAAAUUUAGGAUACAUUUAUGAAACAAGUAAAGGGACUCUUCAAAAUACUUCACAAGCAAUUAAUUGGUAUCAAAAAGCAGCUAAUCAAGGACAUCCUAUAGCGCAAUUUAAUCUAGCAGUAAUGUACGAUGCAACUAAAAAUGGUUCAAAUCAAAAUUAUGAUGAAGCAAUCAAUUGGUAUCAAAAAGCAGCUAAACAAGGGCUGCCAUUGGCGUAUUAUAAUUUAGGAAUUAUAUAUGAAUACGGAAAAGGUGUAUCUAAAAAUAGCAGUUUAGCAAAAGACUACUAUAAAAAAGCAGCUAAACUUGGAAAUGAUUCAGCACAAAAAGCCCUCGGACGUUUUGGGAUGACUUG
Spodoptera litura is the source of this 1244-nucleotide messenger RNA. The record is from RefSeq and is a predicted model, not a curated record. NCBI's taxonomy places the organism in Eukaryota, Metazoa, Arthropoda, Insecta, Lepidoptera, Noctuidae.